AUGUCGAAAGUAUUGAUUACGUAGGUUUCACGAAAAUCGUGGUAAUCCUAAGAAUAAAAUCUGACACCCCAUGAAAUUGGAGGGUGAAUCUGUGGAGCUCGUACCACGCAUCGUAAAUUUCGUCCUAAUGUCCUGUGUGUCGCGCGUGGUUCGCGAGUCUUCUCCCAGGUGGCGCUGCGUCAACCUGUUCCCAGGUGAAGCGGAUCAAUGCGCAUGUGUGUCGACCUAUCGCCCGACUCGAGCCACGCUCGGGCCUCUGUGUCAGCAGUAGUGCGGCGCCCGUGUUGAGGGUCGGUGUUUUUCGUCUCAGUCAAAGCGACAGACCGAUUCGCUAGAAAAUUAAACAAAUAUGCGCGCGACAUAGUCCGCAAGGGGGAAAUUCGUCGUCAGAAGAUGAGUGUCGUACGCGUUAUUUGACCAGGACCAUCAAUCAGCAAUACAAAAACUUGAGUACAAAGAAUUAAAAAAAAAACAAAAAAAAAAGAAACAAAAAAGAAAAUCGAAAAAAACGAAACUAACGAAAGGUACCACGAGGUAAAACGAGAUAUAAAAAAAAAAAGGAGAAAGGAGAAAUUAAAGGAACAAAAAGACAAAAGUUCAAGGCGAGGACAAUCUUCAAACCAAUGUUACCUAACUAAUUAAUCGUCUAUCGAUUCCAUCGUAUUUCUAUCGACGACUGAAAUGUAUAUUCAUCUAUAAAUGUAUCGAGAGUUGAUAACGAGAGAUUAUUAUUGAUUACUGUUAACGUUAAGGGUACUUUGCAAGUUUCGCGGGACAAAAAACAAGAACGAUACAAUCAAUUUAAGAAACGAUUAUUAUAACGAAUACGGUUGGAUACAUUUAAUAAAGUAUAUAUACAUAUAUAUAUAUAUAUAUAUAUAGAUGUUAAAUAUAUUGUAACUAUAUGAAAGCAGUUUGUGUCCAUGGGGUCCGCGUUUAAAGAGAUUAUCGAUCAAACGUACGUUUGUUUUUAUUGUUAGAAAUUUUAGGAGGAGAUUAUAUAUUGCACAGCGUGGCGAGAAGAUUCGAUUUGGAGGAAUAACAAAAGAUACGAGACUACAGAAUAUUCCCGUGUCGGAGGGAAUACCAUUUCGAGCUGUUAGCCUAAGCGUCCACGCAAUGAAUCUCGAAGUGGAGCUGAUCGCGGGGGUGAUCAAGGGCGAGCCACCCCCGAAAAGCCUGCCCGCCCCGAGGCUGAUAAAAGUCUUCAUCGCUGGAGAACGGAAUGAGUUCGUGGAGGAAAGGAAACAAUUAUUGGAAUUCGUUGGACCUGAACUGCAAUCGAUUUACGACGGCAUGGGAAUCGAGGUUCUCUUGGUGGACAUGCAAUAUGCAACGAACGUGAAUCCUGAUAGAAACCCAUACUUAGCUGAACAUUUUUUUAACGAAAUACAUGCCGCUUAUCAACACUCGAGGGGUUGUUUUCUACUACUGCUGGUUGGAGAAGAGUACAACGUUGGAUGGCUGCCACCAGAAUUGAGCACAGAAAGUUAUGGAAUCCUUUCUAGUCGUUGUUCCAUGAUGGAGGAGUAUUACGAGUGCAAUAACGAUUGCUAUGUCCUAAAGGCAGACAGAUUGAGGGCAGCGAGCGACAACUGGCAAAGCGAGGAGCCAGAAAUGAGGGAAACGUUGAAAAAGGUCGCAGAAUCCGUCGUCUCCGAUAAAUGUGAUAACGAAGAAAUCAGAAACAUAUUGAAGAGCUCUGCUGAGAGGCAGCUGGAGUACGCUAUAAAUUUGGACGAAACGCGCGAGGGAAUCGUGGCUGUGAUACGUUCCUGGAAGGGCAAGAAGAACUCGAAGGCGGUGACGUCCCUGAAGUCGUUCAUCUCCGACAAUCUCCCGCCCGAGAACAUAAUCAACGUAGAAGUGGAUCAGAAGUCGGGUGGGAUCAACCCGGACAGAGUUCACAAGGGUUACCUGUCUCAUCUCUGUCGUUUGGUGGUGAAUCGGCUGCAGACCCUAGUCAACGCCUCCAUCGAGGAGGAUCCAGAGAUAAAAAGCAAAAAGAAGAUGGUGCAAGAGAUUUACGCUGAGAGCCUGAUGCACCUAGCCCUGUUAAGGGACAUCAAACCCUGCGAGUGCAACGAAAACGUCGAGAGGAUCAAGGAACUCCUGCAUCUAGGUAAAUCGCAGAAGCACAGACCAAUACUGAUAAAAGGGGGCAAGUACACUGAGAAAACCGCUCUGCUUUCGAGAAUUUACACGGACGCCUCCUCCUGGUUGGAUUGCACCACGUUCAGGGUGGUUCGACUCUGUGGAGCGACUCCUAGAUCCGCCUAUAGUUUAGAACUGCUCAGAGUGCUAUGUCAACACAUUGGUUUCCUCUCUGGGCUGUUGGAUGGCAACCUUCCUAAAGACGCCUCGUUCGAUCCCCUCUAUUUGAACAACUGGUUCAGCCAGAUCAUGAGACGAAUCGAGGAGGAACCGAUGAAGGAACAGCUCCUGAUCCUCAUCGAUGACCUCCAUCGACUGCAGCCACUGGAGUGCAACAUUGUCGCUGCCCUGUCGUGGCUGCCUUUGUAUUUACCAGCAGGGGUCCAUCUGGUGGUAACGACAGCUGUUCCCCCGGAAUUACUGCGCCUGACCCCCGCACAAAAGGAAAUACUGCGCAGCAACGAGGUUCUGGUGGAGCUACAGGACCCAGGAGUCGACUCUCACGAGACUGAGAACGUCUUCGACGCUUUGGAGGGUCUCAUAGGCGAGAACGCUGCCAACCGAAUUGGCGCCAUCUUGGCUUGCACGGAGUACGGGCUCUCGGAGACGGAAGUCCUCGAGAUGGUCAUGCAAACCUCUGACGAUGGUCCCUCGUUCCUCGAGGAUGGACUCUUCAACUUCUCGACCUGGUGCUUGGUCAGAAGAGCGUUCGACAAAAGUUUGAGGGUUCGCGUGAUGAGUGGGAGGCUGCUUUUCGGUUGGCGUCAUACGAUCCGCGACCUGGCUCGAAAGAAGUACUUCGUCAACCAGGAGACCUUGAAGAGCUACCACGGCGAGCUGGCGAACCUCUUCUUCUGGGAGGACUUCGACUUCAAGGACGACAAAUCGUCGCCAGAAGUGGAGACGCCCAAGAAGGAGACGCCCUACCAGAGCAGACCAGUGUCUCAGGACAUUGCUUACAAUCUGAGACACGUCGAGGAGGCCUGGUUGCACCUUUUGCAAGCUGGCCACGUGGAGAAGCUGAAGAAACUGGCCGUCUGUGCUUUCGAUUUCCUCCUGGCGGCUGUGCAAAUGGUCUCUGUCAGCUACUUGAGAUGUGUUCUUGAGCACUCGAGGAGGUACCUUCUCGAGAGGGACUUGGAGCUGGUUUAUUACACUGUCAGGAAGUCCAGCGACAUCUUGACGAGGGAUCCCCUUCAGCUUGGAGCACAACUCAUUUGUUGGCUGAGGCCUGUUGCAGAAGAUGGCAGCGAUUUGGUUAGCAAAAUGGUGACUGCAGCGAUGGCCUGGUGCGAUGGAUACACUGCUCCCUUAUUGGUCCCAUUGAAUGGGUGGCUUCAACCACCUUUACCCCUUCAAAUUCGUAGUUUAUCUUGCCCACAAGGGGUGAAACUCGUCGAAGCUGCUCCUUCCGGACAGCACGUUAUCGUCGUCCCUGCCCAGGGAGACGCUCAGCUCUGGCACGUGAUGUCUGGCCAGCUGGUUCACACUUUCUCUGGACAUUCGGGUCCAAUCUCGUGCUUAGCUGUAACACAACACUCGCAGUAUUUGCUGACAGGCUCCGAGGAUACGUCGAUUAUAGUGUGGAACAUGAAAACAUUAUCUAUGUCAUUGAAGAUCCAAGAACACAUCGCUCCUGUUUUGUGUUUGACUACUUCGCUCACGAAUUUAGUGAUUGUCAGCGGCGGCGAAGAUUCCAGGAUCAUCGUGACAAGCUUGCAGAACGGUGAGGUCCUGAUCAGGGUCGAUCACCAUAGGGGACCAGUAAACUCGAUCCGCGUGGAUUCCGCUGGCGAGAUCCUCGUGUCCGGUUCGUCGGACUGUACAGUUUGUUUGUGGUGCCUGAAGACGUUCACGAUGUUGAAGAGCAUCGGGUUACCAUCGGCGGUGACGAUGCUGGACGUGUCAGCGGAUUCUGUGUUUCUGUUGGCGACCUGCGAGGACCAGAAGUUGUACCUGAGAUCGUUGGCCACGGGGACCGAGAUUCACACGUUGAGGGGCCACCAGGGGGUCGUAAAAAGCAUUUGUCUGGCGCGAGACUGCAGAAGAGCGAUCGCUGGUGGCACCAAUGGCAAGGUUUCCGUGUUCGACAUGCACAGUGGAAGAUUGACGAGGACUCUGAACACCAACCCCUCGGCGGACGUUACGGCUGUUAAAGUGACGGAGAAAGAUGACUUCCUGAUAACAGCCGCCGAGAACCGGGUGAUGUAUUGGAGUUUUCGCGGAGAGGAGGCGUUUUCGAAGCCCAAGAAAACCGGCAAGCAGGAAUCCUUGCACCCUCACACGGCUUCCAUCACUUGCUUGGAUAUAUCCAGGGACGGAGCAAUGGCUGUCACAGGGGGCGUCGACUCCCUCGUGAAUCUCUGGCAACUGAACACCCACGAGUUGCUCUCCACUUUCGAGGGCCACAUUGCCAGCGUCACGUGCAUCGCGUUCUCGGCUUCCGGUUUAUUUAUCGCUUCCGGUUCAGAGGACAAGACAGUUCGCGUUUGGGGGUUGACGUUAGGCCUAGUGGUGGCUACAUUCAAGCAUCAAGCACCCGUUACAACCGUGACAGCGAUGUUCGAUGGUCGAAGAAUCGUCAGUUCCGACAGGGGAGGUGCAAUUCGUGUUUGGGCAGCCGACACAGGCACCCUAAUUCAGUCUGUGUGCGGCCCUGGUCGUUGCAUCACCGUUGCUCCUGACAUGAGGUACGCAGUGUGCGAAACUGGUGACAAUCAAGUACGAAUAGUAAGUUUAGGGGCUGGUCCCGAAGAGAAGUACCAGGUGUCGCAUUCUCAAGACAUCACCUGCCUCGUGGUCACUCCAGACUCUCGAUCUCUGAUCACGGGAUCCAUCGACAUGAGCUUGAAGGUCUGGCAACUCGCUGGUGGCAAACUAUCGCAGGUCCUCGUGGGGCACACAGACCAUGUGACCUGCGUGGCAGUUUCCGUCCUGGACAAGUCCAUAGUCGUGUCCGGGUCCAGGGACGCGAAUCUCAUAGUUUGGGACAUAAACACAGGGGCUGAUCUCCACACUCUGAAAGGCCACUUGGGUUUCAUCACUUGCGUGAAAUUGUCUGGCGAUGGGAGUCUGGCUGCAUCGGGCAGCGAAGACAAGAGUCUGAUUAUUUGGGACACGAAGAAGGGCUGUUCUCUGAGCAGUAUCAUGUUGCACGUUCCUGUGGUGGGUCUCGAGGUGUCCACGGACCUAUCCAGGCUUGCUUUGCACCUGCUGGAGCAGAAGUGCAUGCCCAUUCUCUGUUUGCACAAUACUCCGGCGCAGUAUGUCAAGUUGCCGGAUUAUGUGGCGCCUUGGUGCGAUAUCAGAGACAUGAGACCGCCUGGACCGAAAAGACCUAACAAGAGACUGCUGAAGAAGGAGGUGUCCUUGGACAGUGACACGUGGCAUAGAAAAUAUGGUCACCUCACGUCAGGGAUAUCAGCGUCUUCGGUGGAAAAUUUACAACGACGAUUUAGUGUAAGCGCUUCCAUGGACGAGAUAAGUAAAGUUGGAUUAACGAAUAGUCCCUCGGGCCUUGGGCCUGAACAGGCAGCACUAGCUCAGUCCCAACACUUCGACCAACUCGAGGCCCUUUGGAACAAACCCUCACCGCCUUCUAGACCACGUAUGCACGGCAGAACUUUGUCCAAACAAAGUUCGCUCCAAGCCACGCGAAUAUCUGAUUCUGACGAAGAAGAUGCACCAGUAUAAAAUAACAUUUCGUUAGAAGAUGAAUGGGCUGAGCUGUGGGAAAUUCCAAUUGUCGUACCUUCUCCUCUCAUCGAUUGUCUUUCAAACAACAGAAACAG
Molecule: messenger RNA, 5945 nt
Organism: Colletes gigas
Lineage: Eukaryota; Metazoa; Arthropoda; Insecta; Hymenoptera; Colletidae
Product: NACHT domain- and WD repeat-containing protein 1
Exons: 20
Coding region: 1120-5847 (1575 amino acids)
Molecular function (GO): protein binding
Source: RefSeq, a predicted model, not a curated record